Paramecium tetraurelia is the source of this 1229-nucleotide messenger RNA. RefSeq lists its product as uncharacterized. The transcript is spliced from 5 exons. Lineage: Eukaryota; Ciliophora; Oligohymenophorea; Peniculida; Parameciidae. The record is from RefSeq and is a predicted model, not a curated record.
AUGGAGAGUGAGUAUGACUAAAAAGAUAUCGUUGUCAUUGAUAAUGGUACUGAUACUAUCAAAUAAUUAUCACUCUAUUGUAUUUAUAGUUAAUCUACGACAAUAAAUGCGGAUCACACUCGGUUUUAAAAUGACAAUGACAAUCCAAACAAUAAACCUUAACUCUUAUUUGGCUAAGAUUUGAAGAAAGUCGUCAAGGAGAAAAAGUUGAAUGUACAGUUAUCGAAUCCAAUCAAAGAUGGAAAAAUUGACAAUGUGGAAUCUAUGAAAGAAUUCUGGCAAUAUAUUCUUGAGGAUGGAUUACAAAUAUCUGAAUUACAAUAAGUUAAUUUAUUAAUCAUUGAUCAAGUAAAGAAUAGUAAGGAAUACAAAUCGAAACUUGCUGAAGUUUUUUUUGAUUAUCUCAAAGUUUAAUCAGUUUUAUUCAUGAACUCAGCAAGUUUGUCAUUGUUUUCGACUGGAUUAGUUAGCGGAUUAUCCAUUGAAUUAGGACAUGCUGUGAAUACCAUUGUUCCAAUUUAUCAAGGAUUUCCAAUUAUGCAUGCCUUAGAAUUUUCUCAUAUCUCUGGUGCUGAAAUCACGCAAUGUUUGGAAAAUGAUUUGAGAUGCUACGAAACAUUAAUCGAUAAAUUUUCUGAGGAAGAGAAACAAUGGAUUAUUAAGGAUAUUAAAGAAAAUAUGUGCUACAUUGCUAGUGAUUAUGAAAUGCAAAUGCAAUCAGAAGACAAUUUUACAGAAGAAGAGAGAAGCUAUGAAUUACCAGAUGAAUAAGUCAUUCAAAUUACUCCAUAGAUUAGAUAUCAUUGUUCUGAAGCUUUAUUCAAUUCUGCUAUUAUAAAUAAGAAUAGUUCUUCGCUGCCUUAAAUGAUUGUUAAUUCUAUCUAGAGAUGUGAUAAGGAAUUGAGAUAAGAAUUGCUGGCUAACAUGGUGCUUGGAGGAGGUACUUCUAUGUUUUAAGGACUAAUAUCCAGAUUGCAAGAUGAUAUUUGUUAGAUCUAUCCAGGAGGGGCUAUGAGAUCAGAAUUCAAUUUCGUUGCUGAUUUCCAAAGGAAAUAUAGUGCUUGGAUAGGUGGUUCUAUGCUUGGAUCACUUAAGACAUUUUAAUCUUUAGCUAUCAAUAAACAGGAGUAUGAAGAAAAUCCUGAAGGCAAAAUGUCACUUAUUCAUAAAAGAACAUUUUGAAACAUAUUAUAUUAGUAAUUAUUUUAAUCAAAUUUUAUAUCAUAAAC